GACGUAAGCAGCACGAGACUAGAAUUUCGAAAAUCGUCUGCUUUUCUAAAAAAUGAACUCUGUAAAAUGCGGUAAAAAGAUGGUGAAACGUCGUUUAUUCGAAGAGAGUGGCUCGGAGAAGAAACGAAAACUUACGAAGAGUAAAAAUAAUGCAAAAUCUGCGAGUAAUUCACUUCUGAAGGACCUGGAUUUAGACAAUUAUUUCGGAUUCGGAUUUCUUUCCGAUUCGAGCGACGAAGAUACAAAAAGAAAUUUUAAAGACGAUGGUAACGAUUGCGAAUUGACUCUUACCAAAGAAAAUUUGUCUUGGUUAUUAAACCUGCAAGUCGGAACGUUGUUUAAUGAAGAAAAAACCAUCUACCACGAUCACAGUUAUGAAAAAAGUCGAGAUCAUAACCAUUCAAUACCCCAGGAAUAUUUGUGCUUGACAGUAAAACCCGAGAAACCGCCAUAUACUUACAAGGAAUUAAUUGAAUUAGCCCUUAAAGAAAGAUCGCAAUUAACCGUUUCGGAAAUUUAUCAAUGGAUUGGGGAACACUUUCCUUUUUACCGUAAUUCUGACGGCAGAUGGAAAAAAUCUAUUCGAUACAACUUAUCUAUAAAUCCUCAUUUCGAGAAAGGCGAAAAGUCCGAUAGAGGAGGUCAUUUAUGGAAAAUAGUUCCAAUUGAUUUUACUACGAAUAACCAAAUAUUUGCGCGUAAUGCGCAUAAAGAAAGAAAACGCAGAAGGAAUUCUCACAAUCCAGAUUCAUUUUAUAAUUACAAAACUACGUUCAGUGAAGUAUCUAAUGAUAUCCACCUGGAUGCGACUAGUAAUAAGCGUAAUUUGUUACAUUUUGACCACCAAGAUUCACUAAUAAAAAGAACAAAAGGUAUAAUUUACGGUCAGCAGGACGAGAAGGUUCACGUAGAAGCUAUACCAUAUACAGAUGUGUUCGAUCAAAGUUACUGUUCAUCAAACUUACAUUACCAGUGGCCACAAAUAGAAAAUAUAGACUUUCAAAAUGUAUUGACAAAUCAAAUAUAUCUUCCGGAUGUUGGACAAGACUGUAAUAUCAUUUCAGACUUCUCUUACCAAUUCCAUCCCAUAUAAAAAUCGCCCGAACUGUUUAGCGAGUUUAUUCGAUUAUAACAUUUAAAUAUAUUCAAUUUAUUUAUUUCUCAGAUUUUACCAACUGAACAUAUUUUCUUUAGAUGUUUACAUUGUAUAAAUGAUAUUUGUUUAGUUUAAUUAAGAUUAUUUUAAGCGUAUUUUGGCAAAACUGCACGAUGGCAUGAUAUUUAGUAUAUGCUCUACCCUUUAAAUAAAUAUUUCUCGAAAUAUAGAUGUAUCAUAUUUUGUUUUAUGCAGAAUAGUUGUAUUUUUUGUACUACCAUUUAAAUAUGCAUGUUUAAAAUAAAAGUUUAUUCGUUGAUUGUAAAUCUUUUGU
Messenger RNA from Centruroides sculpturatus (bark scorpion), 1430 nucleotides. Its product is annotated as forkhead box protein J3-like. Lineage: Eukaryota; Metazoa; Arthropoda; Arachnida; Scorpiones; Buthidae. Gene Ontology annotation, biological process: regulation of DNA-templated transcription. The transcript is spliced from 6 exons. Bases 53 to 1093 code for a protein of 346 amino acids. Gene Ontology annotation, molecular function: cis-regulatory region sequence-specific DNA binding; DNA-binding transcription factor activity. Gene Ontology annotation, cellular component: nucleus. The record is from RefSeq and is a predicted model, not a curated record.